Molecule: messenger RNA, 983 nt
Organism: Populus euphratica (Euphrates poplar)
Lineage: Eukaryota; Viridiplantae; Streptophyta; Magnoliopsida; Malpighiales; Salicaceae
Product: cytochrome oxidase complex assembly protein
Exons: 4
Coding region: 171-746 (191 amino acids)
Source: RefSeq, a predicted model, not a curated record
UCUUUCUAUAUGUGUUCCAAUCCAGUCCAUUAAAAGCCAAAUCUCUUGAGUUCGCUGCAGUCUCUCGGUAAAACGGUGUGAAUGGCGGCUUUGACAAAUCGCUGCAGCUAAUCCACCAGCUCUAACCCCAAAAAGCACUUGUGCAAAUCCUAGCAGUGACAGACAGACAGAUGUUGGCAAGAAGAUUUAUUUCCUUGUUCAAGAACUCCCCAAGUUCCCAAACUUCAAGUGGAGGGAAGUACUUGGAUGAAGGAAAGAGCAAGUCUUAUGGUCGAAAGGCAGUUACUUUUGUGUUGGUUACGGUUACAGGUGGUGUGGCCUUGAGUGCUCUUGAUGAUCUUGCUAUUUAUCAUGGCUGUAGCAGCAAGGCCAUGGAGAAAGCCAGCAAUAGUCAAGAAAUCAAAGAUGCUAUUGGGGAGCCGAUUGUCAAAGGUCCAUGGUACAAUGCAUCUCUUGCUGUAGCUCACAAGAGGCAGUCUGUGUCUUGCACAUUUCCUGUGUCUGGACCACGUGGCAAUGGAGUAUUCCAAUUGAAGGCAGUUCGUAAUGGAGAUGACAGUUGGUUUUCAUUUUUCCUUCCCCGGAACUGGGAAAUCCUGAUAAUGGAAGCUCUCCUUCAUAUCCCUUCUAAUGAAGAAAGGCAGCAAACCAUGCGGAUUAGUCUCUCAGACAGCUUCUCAUCUCCAGCUUGUAAGACAUGCACCGAAUGCCCGCAGCAGGAAUCCCAAGAUCCGGAGAAGAAAUGAGAAGGUGCAUCCUAUUUAUGGGGUAUGCUGAAUGUGGUGAUGAUUUUCAGAUUUCUGUUUCAUACAAGUCCCUGUUCUUUCUUAGAUCGCAUCAUAUGAAUGAAGCUAGAUCUCAUGUGCUCAUAAGAAUUUACGCUGACUGUCCUAAUGUAAUUUUUUAGGGCAUAACGUUAGUAAAUUGUAGUUAUGGGAUUAAGUUCUUUUUUAAUUUAAUUUAUUUUAGUUUGUAGUUGGCGG